AAUUGACUCUCAAAAUUUGCGUUCACGCCUCUUUCUGCUGUUCUUGAUCUCUUGUUUCUCUGCUAUUUCUUGUCUUUGGAGGGCCUUCAUCGAUACGGCAGGCAUUCUGCCAACCCAUGUAUCCAAGGGAUGUUCCCAUUGCUACUCAGGCAUCUCAAACGCCACCACUCACUCCAACUCACGACCAGAUAGUCGUUUUAUACGUUACCGUUGUUUACGCCGUGGUUAUAUUUGGAAUCUGGAAUAUACCAGUCGCGCGCACGCUAAUUAACCCACUUAAACUCUUUACCAUUGGGUGGCAUGAGUUUUGCCACAUCGUAGCCGCCGUACUAACUGGAGGGACGAUAUCAUCGGUCACGAUCGAUCCAAAUCUGGGUGGCGCGACCAUUGUCGAGGGUGGCCGUCCACCCAUCAUACUCGCGGCAGGGUAUGUGGGAUCAAGUGUCUUUGGUGGCGUCUUCAUACUGGCUGGCUUUGAUUCACUUGUCGCCAAAAUUCUGAGCUUCGUCCUUGGCCUGGGGCUCGUUACUCCGUUGGUCCUUGUGCGGGACAAGCUGACCAUCCUACUCACAUUGUUUUACGAGGGUCUACUCGUUGGCUUCUGGUUUAUCGGACAUGCGCAAGCUCUUCGAUGGUACUGCUUAUUCGUCGGCGUCAUGAACGUGUUCUACGUUAUUUAUGACAAAUUCUUUCGCAAAGCGAACGAUUCUGACUGCACGCAGUUCAAUCUCAUGUUUCCAAGAAUAUCUGCGCAUGUGUGGGCUUGCUUCUGGAUAAUGUUUCAGACUGGAGUAUGCAUAUCGUUCCUAUUCAUAGGAAUUGUGUCUUUCAAGCUAUCGACAGGUGAUAUGAACACGCAAGCUGCCGUUUUCUUGCCGACAUAGCAAUGGCACAGCUCCACGAGUACGGAAAUGAUCACGAUUGCACCCACUCAUAGAAUUCACGGGCUUCUUUGUCGUUCACAUAUGGACUUGUACGAUCGGAGAGUGAUUCAAUUACAUGUAUCUUUGCUGCACCAUUUACCCCGCCCAGUAUCUAUACCACACAUGACAAUAUUGCGGUUUCACACCGUCAGUGACAAUGACUCCGUAUUUUUUGACGCAUUAUUCUCGUCUUCGUAGAACACUCGGUAACUUAAUGUAAUUAUCACUCUCGUGCACUCGAUUCACA
This is a messenger RNA of Suillus clintonianus, 1170 nucleotides long. Its product is annotated as peptidase M50B-like-domain-containing protein. Lineage: Eukaryota; Fungi; Basidiomycota; Agaricomycetes; Boletales; Suillaceae. The record is from RefSeq and is a predicted model, not a curated record. The coding region runs from base 117 to 884 and encodes 255 amino acids. The transcript has 12 exons.